Molecule: messenger RNA, 6055 nt
Organism: Venturia canescens
Lineage: Eukaryota; Metazoa; Arthropoda; Insecta; Hymenoptera; Ichneumonidae
Gene: DAAM
Product: disheveled-associated activator of morphogenesis-like protein
Exons: 9
Coding region: 1009-4269 (1086 amino acids)
Biological process (GO): actin cytoskeleton organization; positive regulation of actin filament polymerization
Molecular function (GO): small GTPase binding; actin binding
Source: RefSeq, a predicted model, not a curated record
GGGAGGGUGGACUGUGGGUGAAAUGCUGGAAAGCACGUGACACAGUGAACCGUCGGGGUCUCGUGAGUGGUUCGGUGUGCUCGAUGAGGAAAGAAAAAAAUCUCUCCGGACACGAGUUUAUAUAAAAUAUUUCGUAACGCUUCGAACGGCUCGUAUUUAAUGUUCGAUUUCUCAUAUUUUUUUGACGAUUCGUUACUCCGAAUGUAAACAAACGAGUGAAAAAUGAGCCGGGCCCGAAAGAGUGUUACUGCCCCGGAGAGAGGAAAAGCCACGUGAAUAACGGUAUUCGAUGCUAAUUCGUUUGGUAAUCGCGCGAGGCAACGAGCCACCCGAUACUUUCCUUGGCCGUAUGUUUUAUUGAGGCUUUUUAAUCGAUUUUUCUUUUCGGCGAUUACGGUACUCGGCCUGCUCUCGUGAAAGUGACGUCCCAGACUCCUCCGCUGUCUCCUGCUUUUUUCACCCGCCUGUCCCCGUCUCUCCUACGUUUCCUGCUGCUCCAAUCGCCCCCACAAGGCGAUAUUUUCACCGGCGCUUUUCAAACGUUACGUAUCCAUGCCGGUUAUCCGGUCUUCGGACUCCCAUUUCCCUUUUUAUUCCCUUUUUAUCGCCACCGGCGAGACUCCCCCUCGAAUUUACGUAAGACACUCGCGCGUACGGAAAUCCAGCCGAUGACGCGAUCAAUCAUUUGCUUUCCCCCGUUUCUUCUCUGCCGCUCAGCCACGCAUUAACGAGCUCGGUAUCGAUCCUUUGAAUUUUUAAUCAACCGUCCGAAUUCCGGAAAAAAACGAAAGUUCGAAAUAUCCAGAAGCACGUGCCUCGAUGUUUAUCGUCUUGGAAUCGCCGGUUUUCUUCAUUCGAUACUUCCUUAACCCGCCACACAAGAAUGGACAUUUUUGGCGGGGAUCCUCAGGAUGAAACUCUUCGAGGGAUCCGAAGAUAAUUAGAAUCCCGACGUGUCCGUUUAAGAGUCCACCGCCACUGAAGGAAUUCGUGGGUCGCUGCCAAACAAUGCCGUCACGCGUGAAAAAGUCAUUCUGCGGAUGUCUGCAGGAUGACGAACCACCGGAAAUCACUUACUGCGUGGUGGAACACACGGGGACCCUUACGCUGCAGGCGAUGACCCCGACUUUGCCGAUGCCAGCGGAGGAAGAACUGAACAAAAUGUUCCUCGAGCUGGUCGACGAACUCGAUCUCACGCAGGCCAACAGGCAAGCAGUUCUUGCACUGCCAGCUAACAAAAAAUGGCAGAUCUACUGCUCGAGGAAGGGCAACGACACCCUGGACAACGGAGGCCUCAGGACGACUGACUUGAGCGGGGAUCCGGAGGACUACAUCAACAGGGUCCGAAUGAUCGGGAGUACUCCCUUGUCGGAGGACGGCGAAGACCUUACCAACCACAUGCGCCAGGUCGAAGCCCUUAAAACGGCAUUAAGAACCCAGCCACACAGCUUCGUCCUCCGAUUCAUUGAGCUUGACGGCCUAAAUGCUUUGCUCCAAGUCCUUGGAACCAUCGAUGUUGACGCUGCCAACAGUAACCUCCACACCAGCGUCAUUGGGUGCCUGAAAGCUUUGAUGAACAACUCGAAUGGCAGAGCUCACGUACUCGCCCAUCCAACAGCCAUAAACACGAUAUCUCAGUCGCUGGCGACUGAGAACCUCAAAGCGAAGAUAUCGGUGCUGGAGAUCCUCGGUGCAGUUUGUCUAGUGCCCGGUGGUCAUCGCAAGGUCCUUGAGGCGAUGCUCCACUUCCAGCAGUACCAUUCCGAGAGGACGCGGUUCCAGAGUAUAAUCAAUGACUUGGAUAAGAACUUUGGGAUAUACAGGGAUAAUUUGUCACUGAAGACUGCCAUAAUGUCGUUCAUCAACGCUGUGUUGAACUACGGACCGGGUCAAGUGACCCUGGAGUUCCGUCUGCACUUGAGAUAUGAACUGCUGAUGCUGGGGAUCCAGCCCAUUAUUGAAAAACUGCGAAAGUACGAGAACGAGACUCUCGAUAGACACUUGGAUUUCUUCGAGAUGGUGAGGAACGAGGACGAAAAAGAGUUGGCACGAAAGUUCGAGAAGGAACACGUCGACACGAAGAGUGCGACGGCGAUGUUUGAUCUGCUGAGGAGGAAGCUGAGUCACACAGCUGCUUAUCCGCAUCUUUUGAGCUUGCUCGAACACUGCCUUUUGCUGCCCCUGGACUACGGUGCCCAGCCUCAACAUUGGCUCUUGUUCGAUCGGAUCGCCCAGCAGAUAGUGCUCCAGACAGAGUCCAGUGAAUGUGGAACGCCGAGAAACCCAGACGUGGCUCCAAUCGAGAUAAACGUCAAGGAGAUCGUUCACCUGCUCGCCAAAGAGGAAGAGCUCGUCGCGGCUCGAAAGAAGGCCGAAGAGUUGGAACGUGAAAAUUCGGACAUGUCAUCGAGGUUGGCGAAGAAGGAGCAAGAACUGGAUCUUCGAACCCAAGAGAAAGAGGACAUCGAAGCGAGUCUGGCACGAAUCAAAGAGCGCCUGGAGAAAGAAACUUCGAUGCACAUUGAAACGAAACAACGAAUAUCGGAGCUGCAGGACAACAUGGAGACGCUGUCGCGCCAGGUAAAUAACGAGAAAUCGGAGAGGAAACGUCUUGAACAGUUGGUAGCUUCUGGAAGCCUGCCAGACGACGCAAAAGCCAGCAUCAAAAUAGUGGAGGAUGAGGUGCCUGAAAAAGUCGCUGCGAAGCCUACUCCGCCUCCUCCACCUCCCCCACCACUGGCUCCACCCCCGCCACCUUGUUUGAUGCCAGCAGCUCCUCCACCCAUGAAGGUUGAGAUCAUCAAGAACGUUCCCCAACCCAGCAACCCUCUCAAGUCCUUCAACUGGUCGAAAAUCCCUGAGCAGAAGCUCCAGGGCACCAUUUGGUCCGAGUUGGACGACACGAAACUCUACAACGUCAUGGAUCUUGAGUCCAUCGACAAGAUCUUUUGCGCUUAUCAAAAAAACGGUGUUUCGACCGAGGGCUCGAUCGAGGACCUUAGAAAAUUAGGUAAAAACAAGAGCAGCAUGUCGGUCAUUGACUCCAGAAGAGCUCAGAACUGCACCAUCCUCUUGUCCAAGCUGAAGAUGUCUGAUCACGACAUCACCCGGACCAUCUUGUCCAUGGAUCAACAAAAUAUCCUCCACAUCGACAUGGUCGAACAACUACUCAAAUACAUUCCAUCUUCCGAGGAGGCUGCACUGUUAGACAUGAAUCAGAAGGAACUGCAGAGCAGGGCUGACUGCUUCCUUUAUCAGAUAUCCAAGGUACCGCAUUACGAACAACGGUUACGAUCGCUCCACUACAAGAAGAAGUUUGCAGCAAGCAUCUCAGAGUUGACGCCACGCAUGAGGGCCGUUCUCGAGGCUAGUCGUCAGGUAGCCAGAUCACGAAAACUAAGAAAGCUGCUCGAACUCGUUUUAGCGCUUGGCAAUUACGUUAACCGUGGCAACGCCCGAGGCAACGCCGGUGGCUUUCGUCUUGCCUCGUUGAAUCGCUUGGUAGACACCAAGUCCUCGUGCUCUAAGGGUACCACUCUCCUUCAUUAUCUCGUCCAGAUACUCGAGUCACGCUUCCGUGAAGUUCUUGAAAUCGAGGAAGACAUGCCCCACGUUAGGACUGCUGCUCGAGUCAGUAUGGCCGAUCUUCAAAAAGAAGUAGCCAAUUUGAAAAAUGGAUUGCAGGAUGUCCAACGAGAGAUCGAAUUUCAUCGGGGCCAGUCGCAAGUACUUCAAGGUGACAUGUUCAUCCCAGCAAUGAGAGAUUUCCAGGCCCAAGCAACGUGUCGAUUGGCAGAGGCGGAGGAUCUCUUCCAAGACAUGAAAACGAGAUUCGACCGGGCGGUUCGUUUGUUCGGCGAAGACUCCGCAGGAGUGCAGCCGGACGAGUUCUUCGGGAUAUUUGAGAACUUCCUGCAGGCUUUGGCCGAGGCGCGGCAGGACGUUGAGAACAUGAGGAGAAAGGUCGAAGAAGAAGAGCGGAGGGCGAAACAGGAGCAGGAAUUGAAAAAACGAACGAUGGAGAGGAAGAACUCCCGAGAGGGCAUCCUGAACAGUAUUACCCUGAACAAGAAGAACGAAGCGAAUAGCAACGGCCAAAGCGACAACAAGGGCGAGUUCGACGAUUUAAUAUCGGCCCUGAGAACCGGCGAUGUUUUCGGUGAAGACAUUGCCAAGUUCAAAAGGUCAAAGCGUCGCCCGGUGACCCCUAGCGGUCAAGAGACCCGUCGACACAGUGCUCACAGAGAGGACUCUCGCGAGAGACAUUAGAGGGCAUGCCAAUCACUCUCAAGGUCAUCUUGUCCUACUAAACUUCAUUUCCAUCGUUUUAUGUUGUUGCUCUUGUUCGAUAAUUCGUUUUCCAAGACAAGAAACUGUCGUCGAGUGCCAAGUCUACGUAUUAUAGACCCUUGUUGCUUUUCUCUUUCUCCCUUUCGGUGCUCAAGGACUCUUUAGAGAGAAAGAGAGAAAAAACGUGCUGGUUGGAUGGACCGAAAUUUAACGAGAUUCGCAUUUGUCUCUUUUCAUCAUUUCUUCAUCAGGCUCACGUCAGAGCCUUUCUCUUCGUCCUUCCAAUUUUUUUUAUUUCACCCCCAGGAAGCUUAGUUCUUACUGUCAAGCUCUCGAAAGCUUUUUCGGGCUUUCUCUCAAUCACUUGAUUUAUGAAUGGAGGGGGUGAGAAUGGAAAAAAAUUGAUGGACCAAACCACACCCUCAAACACAUUUCGUCCUCGUCUCACGCGUUUACCCGAAAUCCAUAACACCAUUUCGUCCAUUUUUCUCUUCUCAAACUUCACUGUUGCUUGAAUGAGUAAGCACGGUAUCGAAACCAUGAAACACAUUGGGAACACGGGAGCGUAAUUCAAAAAUUUACGGUGGGAUUGCAGUUCGAAUUUACAGUACUAUUAAUCACAGGGUUUGUCGAUCAUUUCGUAAGAAUAAUUCUGUACUUUUGUGUUGGAAAUUGAAGAGAAAUUUUACCUCGAGGAGGACGAGGAUCGAGGUCUCUAUGGAGAAAAACCUUCGAAAAGCGUUUCGAGAAAUUUGGACCAAUCAACUUUGAGAAAUUAAUUCAGUCUCGAUGAUUCUAGCGAGAGAAAUCGAUCGCUCGAGUCUCUUCCAGCCUCGUCGAACUGCGAACCCCCAAGAGGAAGGAGAGAGAAUGAAAUUGUCAAUUUUAAGUUGUACAUACAGUCAUAGUUUUCAUAGUUAUUCGCAUUCGUUUAUCGCUGAACAUUGAACUCCUCACAAAAGUCAUAUUACUUAUUAAGAAUCGUCAGUACGCCUGUUCUUAGCAGGAGAAUGUAAAGAGUAUCGUUGAUAGCGAUCGGACCAAAAGUCGUUUGCUAUACUUUCAAUCAAAAGAUAAAGAAAUUAAUUGACUCGUUAAUUGUAGUGUUAGAAUUAUAGAGAGAGAGAGAGAGAAACGGAGAAUCGAUACAAUUGAUGAAAUAAACAAGGCCUAUGAGCAGCUCUUAAGUUGAUGAUAAAAUGAAAGCUGAGAAACCCAACCACGAGCUGUCUCACUGUUUACGAGAAGUCUGAUUUUACAUUGUUUUUUUCAAAACACACAAACACACACACACACACACACACACUCAAAAUGAACAAAAAACAUUGAGUAUUGUAAGCGUUAGAGAAAAGGAUUUGCAAAAAUAUUCGUACACCCUGCAUAGUCACGAUUAAUCUGUCACUCGUUCCCUACAUCAUAAGAAAAAUGAAGAAAAAUAUUCGGAUACAGGAAUAUAAAAUGAGGAUGAACGUGGAAAAAGUGUCGAACGAAAAUUAGAAGAAAAAUUAUACGAUCGGUGUGUAGGUGUCGAUGUUUUGUAAUCUUUUUGUAUUUUUGUAAAUAUCCCAUGUCGGUGUCACCCUCCCAUUUUAACAUCCCUCAUCCGUAGACGAAACGAAGAACGGAGAGAAUGAGAAAGAUCGAGAGAGGAAGGAGAAGAAAUCAUUAAGGUGGAAUCAAUGUCCAAUUUAAUAUAUUGCUAUAUCAUUUGAAAUAUUUCAUGUAAUAAUAUAUGAUAUCAAAAGAAUAUACUGAUUGAAAAAUA